Schistosoma bovis is the source of this 2079-nucleotide messenger RNA. The record is from the annotation of a GenBank genome assembly. Lineage: Eukaryota; Metazoa; Platyhelminthes; Trematoda; Strigeidida; Schistosomatidae.
AUGGACAACUACAGAACGGAAAUAAACAUACCGAUAUCAAGAGAUAAGCGAACAUUCGAACAGCGCCGAAAGGAUAUGCUUAGUAAUCUUGAACGUAGUUACAGUAAGCAUUCAAGAACCGACAUCCACAAGAAUUCAAGUUCCGAGUCAUCAAUACCCUUAACUGAAUCAACUAUAAGUGGAUCAAAUCGUCAUAUUAGUGAUUGGGAUGAUGAAGUCAAUCGCUGGAUUAGUGAAACACGUAGCAAGUGGAGCGAAGACAUGAAGCGAAUGAGACAGUCCAUGUUCGCUUUAGAGCCUGUUGAUGAUUUUGAUCUUGACCAUUGGGGUAAUUUUGAACCGAUUCAUUCACUUGAUGAUCCAUCAACUAUGAUGGAACAAAUGGAACGUCGAAUGGAAUCAUUACGACAAAAAAUGGGAACUAUGUCCAGUUUUGGUCCAUCACAUUUUUCUGGUCCUAAUAGUUCAACUAUGCAAACAUCAAGUUCACGUAUAACAUCAUCUACAUCGCACAGUAGCGGUAGUGAUCCAAAAAAUAUGGUGACAAAAAGUAAUGUUGUAGAGUCUACACAACAUACACGUACAGUAGAUGGUGAGACAACAACAACUUCAAGCCAUUCUAGUUCAUCAUCUAAUACAUCAGGAUUACCAGGCAGUAAAAUUAAUGUGACUAAUACUCCAGGAAGUUUAAUUUCACAAACGAGUGUCCCAUGUGGCAUGAUGGAUUUUCUCAAAGAUGCCUAUGAAUUAGGUGAUGAUGGAAAGGUACAUUUUAAAGUACGAUUUGAUGCAAAAGAUUUUUUACCAGAAGAUAUUGAAGUGACUACAGUUGAUAAUCAUCUACGAGUUCAUGCUAAAAAAUCAAUUAAAUCAGGCAAUUCAACAACUGUACGUGAAUUUCAUCGUUCUGUUGAUUUACCACGAUCAAUUGAUCAUGAAAAUUUUCAAUGUCAUAUGACAGAGGAUGGUGUAUUGAUACUAGAUGCACCUGUUAAAGCUCCUGACUAUCGAACAAUCACAUUUCAAGAUGAUCGUCAACUUGGCAUCCGACCACGUGCUGAAUCUGAGAUAAAAGCCACUCCUAAUAGUAAUAAAACACCAGUCUGUUUAACUGUAACCGGUUGUUCUGAACCAACAAUAAUGAAAGAUGGCAUCAAUGGAAGAAAACUACAUCUUGAAGUCAAUGUAGAUCCAAUUUAUAAAGCUGAUGAAUUAUGCGUUCAUCGUUCAAUCAAUAAAAUCAAUAUAUUAUUUUCACAUUUUAUUCCAUUCAAUGAUAUGAUUCAUAGAAAAUCACGUAGACAAUAUAAUGGUAUUAUAGAAACUAAUUUCAUAAAAAAUUUACAUCAUUUAUAUAUUGGUCAUCAAAUUUAUAUUAAUUUAACUAAUAUUAUAGAUUAUUAUUAUUAUAAUUAUGAAUUAUCAAAGUUAAUAUUGAAUAGAUCUAUAACAAUGAAUGAUUUAAUACAAUUUAAUGAAAGAGUAUUUCUUGAUGUAUUCAAAUUAAUUAUCAAUGAAAAUCCAAUAAACCAUACAGAUUAUUUACAUUCUAUUCAUAGAAUUAAUAAUAUAGAUUGGAAUGAUGAUAGAAAUUUUAUUAAAAAAGCUUAUAUGAAAUCAUUAAUACCAAAGAGAUAUAUACCUGGUCAAUCAUGGUAUAUUUUAUUAAUGCAUUCAUGGAGAUUAUAUUUUUUAUUCAUAAUUCAUAGUUCUAAUUUAUGGUUACGUUAUAAAUCAGAAAAUACAAUAAAUCAAAGUGAUUUACCUAAAACAAUUGAUGAAUGGAGUGUUAUAUUUAUAUAUUUAUUAUGUUCAAUAUAUCAUUCUAAACAAUUGAAUAGAGAUUAUCAAUUACCAUAUGGGUUUUGCCCAAAUCCAUGUUUAAUUAAUCCAUGUCUUGAAGUGGUUAAUACAAUGUCAAGUAAAUGUAUAAGAACUGGAUAUUUUGAAAAUAGUUACGAAUGUGAAUGUCGUAAUGGUUAUCAAUGGAAACAAGUUAAAGGAUAUAAAGGUAAUAACAAAAUAUUUGUUUUGUUUAAAUUAUUUUAUAUAAAUAAUGGUGAUAAUAGAAAUGGAUAG